UCUAUUAUAUUCGGUAUGUGACACAGCAUGUAACUGUAAUCAUUUCGAAGUUUGUAUCAUGCAGCAAAAACAAUGAUAAUUGUAAAUUUUUCACUCUAUUCUUUUUACGACGAUAUAGCCGUGCUUUGCAAGAGCAGUUCGAUUAAAACGCAGUCUUCCAAAGAUAAACGUGGCACUAUCGCUCGGUAAAUGGACCCGAGGACGGCAUUAGAAGAUGACGAAGAGGUUUCUCUUACAUGCGCGCAACGACGUGAAAGCAGUAUUCCUGAAUCGAGCUUGUAUCAGUCGGUGCAGAACAGUUUGAAUCAAGGCUCGCAACAGACAUUGUAUCAAAGCGUUCGCAACACCUUGUACGAGGACGAUAUGAGUGUGAACAGCAUGCGCAGCGCCGUCUCCUUGGAUAAUCUCUGCCCUACGUAUACGGAUGAUCCAUCCACUGUGAAUAAUGACACAAACGAAACAAUUGUAGAUGAAAGUUACACAAACAAGAAGAAUAAUGUACAUGACACAAGAUUGCUUUCUCUUUCUGGUACAAGGUAUAGUUUAUAUUUUCGUGAUGAGAUACGCUCAGUCGAUUUUGUACUUGUGUGGGAUGAGUAUAGUGGAGAAGCACAGACCUAUCGCAGUGUCGAACGUAGAAGGAUAUUUGAGAAGAAUCUAGAAAAAGAAGGUCUACAGUUGGAGUACGAACAAGCGGAACCAAAUGGCUUGCAUUUCAUAAAGAUUCACGCGCCCAAGGAAGUUUUGCGACGAUAUGCUGAAAUAUUGAAACUCAGACUGCCAAUGAGAGAAUUGCCUGGUUGUAGCAUGCCUCAGACAAGCAGCAACAUUAUUAUCAAGGAAGUCAAUUCGUUUUUUCGCCGCAUCAUGAACAGAUAUUAUGUCGACACAACUAUCUUCCCGACGAUGAGACAGAACUUUACGGCGGUGUAUAGUAGGGACAAAGAUUAUUUAUUCGAUUUGGAUUCGCCUAAUUUUUUCACAUCGGCAACUCGAUCACGCAUUGUGCAAUUUAUAUUGGACAGAACUAGAUUCACAGAAACUAAAGAGGACGAUUUCGCAUUUGGUAUCGAACGAUUAAUAUCCGAACAUGCAUACGUUGCAGCGUAUUCGCUUCAUGAUGGAAAUCUACACACUCCAGACUCAAUGCGAUAUCUUUUGUAUACCGAAUGGGCUAGUUUGAGAAAAUGUCUUCAUUAUCAGCCUUUGGAUUAUAUCAAAGAGUACUUUGGGGUGAAGAUCGGGCUUUAUUUCGCCUGGCUAGGAUUUUAUACUCACAUGUUAAUUCCUGCCAGUAUCGUCGGUCUUUUGUGCUUCAUAUACAGUUGCGCUACUUUGUAUUACAAUGAACCGAGCGAAGAUGUUUGUAACAGUAACAAUACAAUCGCAAUGUGUCCAUUAUGUGAUCAUUUUUGUGGAUAUUGGAAUUUAAAGCAAACGUGUUUACACUCGAGAAUUACAUAUCUGUUCGACAAUCCGUCGACUGUAUUUUUCUCUAUAUUUAUGUCGUUAUGGGCCACACUGUUCCUGGAAUUAUGGAAGAAAUAUUCUGCUGAAAUAACCCACAGGUGGGAUUUAACUGGUUUAGAUGCUCAAGAAGAAUAUCCUAGGCCACAGUACUUAGCAAGGCUUGCUCAUAUUAAGAAGAAAUCUGUCAAUAUUGUCACAAGUGUGGAGGAACCGCAAGUGCCAUAUUGGAAGAUGAGGUUUCCCGCUAUGAUUCUCAGUUUUUCAGUUGUUUUACUUUUGAUAGUUGUAGCUAUGGCUGCUGUUCUUGGAGUAGUAAUAUACAGAAUGUCUGUUUUAACUGCGUUAAGUGUUUCUGGACACCCAAUGGUAACCAGUUAUGCUAUAUUGUUCACUACUGCAACUGCCGCGUGCAUUAAUCUUUGUUGUAUCAUUUUGUUCAAUUGGCUUUAUGUAUGGCUGGCAGAAUAUUUGACUGAGAUUGAAUUACUUCGUACUCAGACUGAAUUUGACGAUAGCUUGACUCUAAAGAUUUAUUUACUGGAGUUUGUAAAUUAUUAUGCCUCUAUAUUUUACAUAGCAUUUUUCAAAGGGAAAUUCACUGGUUAUCCAGGAAAUUAUAAUCGUUUUUUGGGUUCUCGACAAGAAGAAUGUGGACCGGGUGGUUGUCUCUUGGAAUUAUGCAUCCAAUUGAGCAUUAUUAUGAUUGGCAAACAAGCCAUGAACACCAUCUUGGAAAUGCUUUUUCCUCUAUUUUACAAAUGGUUGAACACCUUGAAAGUUCACGUUGGCUCGAAAAAGUUGGACGACCCAAAUAAAAGAUAUUCAUCUAGAAAAUAUUUGCAAUGGGUCAGAGAUUAUAAGUUAGUCCAAUGGGGACCUAGAAGUCUUUUUCCUGAAUAUUUAGAAAUGGUGUUACAAUACGGAUUUGUUACGAUUUUUGUUGCUGCAUUUCCGUUAGCACCAUUUUUUGCAUUACUAAAUAAUGUCUUCGAGAUGAGAUUAGACGCGAAAAAGUUAUUGACCAUGUAUAGAAGGCCAGUUGGGCAGCGUGUCAGAGAUAUAGGCAUAUGGUAUCGCAUUCUCGAUUCUAUUUCCAAAAUAUCUGUUAUCACAAAUGCAUUCAUCAUAGCUUUUACUUCAAACUUUAUACCGAGACUAGUUUAUCGUAUAACAGUUUCGAAUAAUUAUUCAUUGGAAGGUUUUCUGGAUCAUUCUCUAUCAAAAUUUAAUACUAACGAUCUGAGUGAAAUUCAGCCAAAUAUGACAUUGAAUAAAGUCCCAAUCGAUAUCUGCCGCUAUCCAGAUUAUAGAGAACCACCAAACUCGCCAAACAAGUACCAGUACAACAUCAUGUUCUGGCAUGUAUUAGCGGCUAGAUUAGCUUUCAUCGUCGUUUUUGAGAAUGUUGUAGCACUAGUGAUGAUUCUCAUACGGUGGUGCAUUCCUGAUAUGAGCUCUAAGUUACACAACAAGAUACGACGCGAAGCAUACAUUACUAAUGAAAUUAUUAUACAUCAAGAAGCACUACGAGCUUGCGAAAGGUGCGAUACUGAUGGUAUAGAACCAAGAAUUACAAAAACAUACAUAGUUGCCAACGAGAGUGCUGAUAGAUGGAACCGAGUUAUGGAAAAUUGCCUGACUACUUCAGAAUUUGAUCUGGAGGUCCACGGGAGCCCGGUUUCGCCCGUCAAUAGAACUCUGCAUAUUAAUCGGAUAAAUACCAAGGAUUCGUCAAAUCUGUGAAAUUCGCGAGUAGCAUAGAUUUUUGAAAACUAAGUCAUUGAAGUGAUGCAAAAAGUUUGUCGUUUGU
Cyphomyrmex costatus is the source of this 3280-nucleotide messenger RNA. Its product is annotated as anoctamin-1. The coding region runs from base 190 to 3213 and encodes 1007 amino acids. NCBI's taxonomy places the organism in Eukaryota, Metazoa, Arthropoda, Insecta, Hymenoptera, Formicidae. Gene Ontology annotation, biological process: chloride transmembrane transport. Gene Ontology annotation, molecular function: protein dimerization activity; chloride channel activity. The record is from RefSeq and is a predicted model, not a curated record. The transcript is spliced from 11 exons. Gene Ontology annotation, cellular component: plasma membrane.